This is a messenger RNA of Syngnathoides biaculeatus (alligator pipefish), 1274 nucleotides long. Its product is annotated as trace amine-associated receptor 13c-like. The coding region runs from base 1 to 990 and encodes 329 amino acids. The transcript has 2 exons. Gene Ontology annotation, cellular component: membrane. The record is from RefSeq and is a predicted model, not a curated record. Lineage: Eukaryota; Metazoa; Chordata; Actinopteri; Syngnathiformes; Syngnathidae. Gene Ontology annotation, biological process: G protein-coupled receptor signaling pathway. Gene Ontology annotation, molecular function: trace-amine receptor activity.
AUGGACACCGGCGACCAAUCUGAUCUCUGCUUUCCACAACUGGCCAACACUUCCUGCAGGAAGCCCUCAUCUGACUUGUCUGAUGGUGUUCUUUUCAGUGUCCUGCUGUCCGCUGAAUGCGUCCUCACUGUGCUGCUCAACCUGCUCGUCAUCAUCUCAAUCUCCCACUUCAGGCACCUCCACACCCCCACCAACCUCCUCCUCCUCUCCCUCGCUGUCUCUGACUUGCUGGUGGGCUUUGUGGCGAUGCCAGGUGAGAUCUAUGUGAGGAUAUCCUGCUGGUUUCUCGGUGACAUUGCUUGUUCUCUGUGGAACUACAUGAUUUUCACCACAGGAUCCUCCUCGGUCGGAAAUAUGGUCCUGAUAUCGGCUGACCGUUAUAUGGCUAUUUGUGAUCCUCUGCGUUAUAAUGUCAAAGUCACUGUUAAAAGAAUUCAACUUUGUGUUUGUCUCUCUUGGGUGGCUUCUCUUCUAUACUGUGCCAUCAUUUUAAAGGAUCAAUUAGGUCGUCCUGGAAUGUACAACUCAUGCCACGGAAAGUGUGUCAUCGGUUUUGAGGUUUACGCAGGCAUUCUGGACCUCAUCGUUAGCUUUGUCGUUCCUGUCAGCAUCAUCAUCACGCUGUACCUGAGAGUGUUUGUGGUCGCUGUUUCUCACGCGCGAGCCAUGCGCUCCCAUGUUAAAUGUGUCAAGUUACAACAUUCUGCCCCUCUCAGAGCAAAGUCAUCCGAGUUGAAGGCAGCCAGGACUAUCGGUGUUCUCGUUCUGGUCUUUCUGGUGUGUUUUUGUCCGUAUUAUAGUGUCAGUCUGGUGGAUGAAAAUGAGAAAUUAGGUUCACUGCUCAAAUACGUUGUUUAUUUGUAUGCUUUCAAUUCGUGUGUGAAUCCCUUAAUAUAUGCCCUUUUUUACCCGUGGUUUAGAAAGGCUGUUAAGGACAUUGUCACUCUUCAUAUUCUGAAGCCUGCCUCCCGUGACGCCAAUAUACUGUAGACUCAAUUUGCUCUCAUAGUACAAACGUUUGACAUUAAAAUCUUUUUUCCAUGUUACUGCAAUAUGACUGUGCUGUGGGCUGUGAUGUUUUAUCUUAGUCGUUUUAAUCGCUUCGGUGUCAUCUCAGUUAUCUGCAGAGGUCCUUUACUAUUGUUUCAUUACUUGAUUAUACUUGGAAUAAUGUUGAUGAUUGAAAAGCACUCAUUAUGUCAUUAAACACCCUAAACAAAUUACAUAUAUAUAUCCAGAACAGAACAGUUCACUAUUCCAAAACAUCUGUGUAC